CUGACAUAGGACACAAUAUGGCGUAGCGGAGAGAGGCGAACGGGGUUUGGGUUAAAAACGGAGGGUGACACAAAGGAAAAAAGUUUCACCGUGGUGGUGGAGAAGUUCUGCAAGCGGGAGAUGGCCUCUUAAAUUCAGAUGAAAGUUUAGAUCAGACCGCUGCCCUUGGGAUUACGUGCGCUGAACCACAGAAAGGGUGAAUGUUGUUUCAGGUCAAGAGGUAGUCCAAGAUGGCUGCAGCUUCUUACGAUCAGCUGCUGAAGCAAGUGGAGGCACUGAAGAUGGAGAACUCCAACCUGCGGCAGGAGCUAGAGGACAACUCCAAUCACCUGACCAAACUCGAGACGGAAGCCUCUAAUAUGAAGGAGGUGCUGAAGCAGCUACAAGGAAGCAUUGAAGAGGAGUCCAUGGAGUCCUCAGGUCAAAUUGAUCUACUAGAGAGACUGAAAGAAAUGAGCCUGGAUCCCAGCAACUUUCCUGGCGUGAAACUGAGGCCCAAGGUCCCCAUGCGCUCGUAUGAUAGUCGUGAGGGCUCUGUCUCUGGGCGCUCCGGGGACAGCAGCCCUGUCCCCACUGGCUCCUUCACCAGGAGAGGGGUGGUGAACGGGAGUCGUGAAAGUGCCGGCUACCUAGAGGAGCUGGAGAAGGAGAGGUCUUUGUUAAUGGCGGAGCUGGAGAAAGAGGAGAAAGAGAAAGACUGGUACUACGCACAGCUCCAGAACCUCACCAAGAGGAUUGAUAGUCUUCCUCUGACAGAAAAUUUCUCUCUGCAGACGGACAUGACGCGCAGGCAGCUGGAGUACGAGGCGCGGCAGAUCAGAGCCGCCAUGGAGGAGCAGCUGGGCACCUGCCAGGACAUGGAGAAAAGAGCGCAGGCAAGAGUGGCACGGAUUCAGCAGAUUGAGAAGGACAUGCUUCGGAUCCGUCAGCACUUACAGUCCCAGCCGGCCGAUUCAGAGAAGACAUCACAGAGCAAGAAUGAGGCGGCUUCCCUUGAUUGCGAGCGACCAAGCGAGGGUGGACAGGCAUCUGGCGACACUGGCAUGGCUACCCCGGUGUGCGGUCAGGGUUCAAGUGCUCGAGUGGACCAUGAGGUAUCCAGUGAUAUGAGCUGUGGUAGUAGUUACUCUGUCCCACGCAGACUGACAAGUCACCUGGGUACCAAGGUGGAGAUGGUGUAUUCGCUUCUGUCCAUGUUGGGAACUCACGACAAAGACGACAUGUCCCGCACCCUGCUGGCAAUGUCCAGCUCCCAGGACAGCUGCAUCGCCAUGCGCCAGUCCGGCUGCCUGCCUCUGCUCAUACAGCUGCUCCACGGCAACGACAAGGACUCUGUGCUCCUGGGAAACUCGCGGGGCAGCAAGGAAGCCCGGGCCAGAGCCAGCGCUGCCCUCCACAACAUCAUCCACUCGCAGCCUGACGACAAGCGCGGGCGCAGGGAGAUCCGCGUGCUGCACCUGCUGGAGCAGAUCCGGGCUUACUGCGAGACAUGCUGGGAGUGGCAGGAGACCCAUGAGCGGGGCGUGGACCAAGACAAAAACCCGAUGCCAUCCCCUGUGGAGCAUCAGAUAUGUCCUGCUGUAUGUGUGCUUAUGAAGCUGUCUUUUGACGAGGAGCACAGGCAUGCCAUGAAUGAGUUAGGGGGUUUGCAGGCUAUAGGGGAAUUGCUGCAGGUUGAUUGCGAGAUAUAUGGACUAACUAGUGAUCACUACAGUGUAACUCUGAGAAGAUAUGCUGGAAUGGCCCUUACUAACCUCACAUUUGGGGAUGUGGCCAACAAGUCCACCUUGUGUUCCAUGAAAGGCUGUAUGAGGGCAAUGGUGGCCCAGCUGAAAUCAGAUAGCGAAGAUUUGCAGCAGGUAAUUGCAAGUGUUCUGAGGAACUUGUCCUGGCGUGCUGAUGUAAACAGCAAGAAGACCCUGCGUGAGGUGGGGAGUGUGAAGGCACUCAUGGAAUGUGCCCUGGACGUCAAGAAGGAAUCAACCCUGAAAAGUGUUCUUAGUGCCCUAUGGAACUUGUCAGCACACUGCACUGAAAACAAAGCUGAUAUAUGUGCAGUAGAUGGAGCGUUGGCAUUCUUGGUCGGCACUCUAACAUACCGGAGCCAAACUAACACCCUGGCUAUUAUUGAAAGCGGAGGAGGCAUCUUGCGAAAUGUGUCCAGUCUCAUCGCAACAAAUGAAGAUCACAGGCAAAUAUUGAGGGAAAACAAUUGCCUCCAGACACUCCUUCAGCAUCUGAAGUCGCACAGCUUGACAAUAGUCAGCAAUGCAUGUGGAACUCUCUGGAACCUUUCAGCUCGAAAUGCAAAGGACCAGGAAACCUUGUGGGACAUGGGGGCUGUUAGCAUGUUGAAGAACCUUAUUCACUCCAAGCACAAAAUGAUUGCAAUGGGCAGUGCAGCUGCUUUAAGGAACCUCAUGGCUAACAGACCUGCUAAAUACAAGGAUGCAAACAUCAUGUCCCCAGGAUCCAGCUUGCCAUCUCUCCAUGUCAGAAAACAAAAAGCUUUAAUUGAGGAAUUGGAUGCACAGCAUCUUUCAGAGACAUUUGAUAACAUUGACAAUUUGAGCCCAAAAGCCUCUCACAGGAGCAAACCACGACACAAGCAAACCUUGUACAAUGAGUAUGUCCUGGACUCCCGUCGCAAUGAUGACAGUGUCUGUAGGGCAGAGGGUUUUAAUUCUAGCAACAUUACUGUACUUUCCCCUUACAUGAACACUCCAGUGCUGUCCAGCUCAUCCAGAGAAAGCAGAGGGAAUUCAGAAAGUUCCAGGACUGAGAAGGAUCGAAGCCUUGACAGAGAAAGGAGAGGUGGGGUACCUGGUAGCUUCCACCCCUCAGAUGACUCCUCCAAAAGGAUUGGGAUGCAGAUAUCAGCCGCUGCACAGAUUGCUAAAGUAAUGGAAGAAGUGCAAAGCAUGCACAUAGGCCAAGAUGACAGAAGUGCCGGAAAUACACAGGACAUGCAUUGCGUGCAAGAUGAAGUAAGUGGCAUCAGGCGUACACCUGCCAUACAUGGUCAUUCAAAUGUGUACAGCUUUAACAAGCCAGAGCACUCGAGCAGAAACUGCCCCAUGCCAAAAAUGGAAUACAGGGCAUCUAAUGACAGCCUGAACAGUGUUAGCAGCAGUGAUGGCUAUGGUAAAAGGGGUCAAAUGAAACCUUCAGUUGACUCUUACUCUGAAGAUGAGGGGAAAUGUUGCAUUUAUCGAAAAUAUCCUGCUGAUCUUGCCCACAAGAUACACAGUGCUAAUCAUAUGGAAGAUGAUGAUGGAGAUCUAGACACACCUAUAAAUUACAGCUUGAAGUACUCUGAUGAACAGCUUAACUCAGGCCGGCAAAGUCCCAGUCAAAAUGAAAGGUGGGCGAGACCUAAACAUCUUGAGGAUGACAUCAAAAGGCCAGAUCAGAAAGCUGCACGAUCUCAAAGCCCUGGAUAUCCAAGAUACACAGAAAAUAGUGACAGCGAGGAAAAGCAUAAGAAAUAUCAGUCCAGAUUUGUGCAGCCUGAACAUUCAGGAGGAUUCCGAUCAAGGAGCUCCAAUAGCUCGGAGCAAAGUAGAGGCAGUUCCACUCAUGGAACCAAUAAAAAGACCAGCCAGACCAUGUGCUCAGUUGAUGAUUAUGGUGAUGACAAGCCAACCAAUUACAGUGAGCGGUACUCAGAAGAGCAACAACAUGAUGAGGACCAGCCAACAAAUUACAGCAUGAAAUACAAUGAAGAACACCAUGUGGAACAACCAAUUGAUUAUAGCUUGAAAUAUUCUGAUACCGCCUCCCAAAAGGCUAUGUUCAGCCAUGCACAGUCAUCCACCUCUCAGAACUCAGCAAAAGAUCACCUAACCCAGGAUGGUGCGACAGCCUCUGUAACAUCACUAAAGACCUCCAACAGGCAAAAGCAGCUUCACCCAUCUUCAUCCCAAGCACGAUCUGGGCCAACUCGUGUACUCCAAAAGUCUUCAACAUGCAAGGCUCCUUCCAUUAAUCAAGAAACACUACAAACAUAUUGUGUUGAGGACACACCAAUCUGUUUUUCCCGAGGUAGCUCCCUGUCAUCUUUGUCAUCUGAAGAUGAAAUUGAAGGCCACGACCAGGCUAUAAAUACUGCAAGCAACUACCCAACUUUGCCAAUUGCUGAUAAAGAGCCCACUGGUACUUUAGGUGCAGAUCAACGCACAGCUGAGAGCCAGACAACUUCACAGUACAUCCGAAUGAAGCCUCAGAGAAACCAUGGGUCAAUUUCAGAUGGAUCAAGACAUAAAGCAGUUGAAUUUUCAUCUGGUGCCAAAUCGCCAUCCAAAAGUGGGGCGCAGACUCCUAAAAGUCCACCUGAACAUUAUGUGCAAGAGACACCACUCAUGUUCAGCAGGUGCACUUCAGUGAGCUCCCUUGAUAGUUUUGAAAGUCACUCCAUAGCCAGUUCAGUACAGAGUGAACCAUGCAGUGGCAUGGUGAGUGGAAUUAUUAGUCCAAGUGAUCUUCCUGACAGUCCAGGGCAAACAAUGCCUCCGAGUCGAAGCAAAACUCCACCUCCACAUCCAGCCCAAAUGAAGCAUAAAAUGAAAGUGCCUCCUCAUGCUGAAAAAAGGGAUUUGGCUCCAAGACAUGCAGCUGUGAAUUCUGCAGUCCAGAAAGUCCAAGUACUUCCAGACAAUGACACAUUGUUGCAUUUUGCAACAGAAAGUACUCCCGAUGGAUUCUCUUGUGCUUCGAGUCUGAGUGCACUUAGUCUUGAUGAACCAUUUAUUCCAAAAGAUGUUGAACUUCAGAUUAUGCCUCCUGUUCAUGAAGAUGACCAUGGUAAUGAGGGUGAGCCUGAGAAAGAUGACACUAAAGAAAUCAAGAGCCAAGAAGUGCCCAAGGUAUCGUGUGAACCAGAAAAAGACAUAUUGGAUGAUUCUGAUGAUGAUGAUAUUGAGAUUUUAGAAGCCUGCAUAAACUCAGCUAUGCCAACUAAGUCCUCAAGAAAACCCAAAAAGCAGUCACCCUCAGCCACUUCAAGAAUACCUCCACCAGCAGCACGUAAACCUAGUCAGCUUCCUGUAUAUAAAUUACUUCCUUCACAAAACCGAGGGCAGCAACAGAAGCAUGUGAGCUUCACCCAUGGGGAAGACAUGCCAAGAAUUUAUUGUGUUGAGGGAACCCCCAUCAAUUUUUCCACUGCAACAUCUCUCAGUGAUCUUACUAUUGAUUCUCCCCCUAAUGAGUUAGCAAAUGUGGAGAGCUCUGCACCUGGUGCAGAAUCCUCCAUCCAAAGGAGAGAGGAGAGAGGAGCUCUACCAGAGAGAAAAAGCACAGAGGGCAAAGAUGUAAGCAAAAGUCUGACUGACCGAACGUCUGUUGGGGAUGAUAAAAAUGAAGGGGAUGAUAUUCUUGCUGAGUGCAUCAGUUCUGCAAUGCCGAAAGGUAAAACUCACAAGCCCUUUAGGGUGAAGAAAAUUAUUGAUCAGGCGCAGCACCCAACUACAUCACCAGGUAGUUUAGUACAACAAGAAAUGGAAAAGAAGAAACCCACGUCCCCUGUAAAGCCAAUGCCUCAAAGCAGUGAGUACAGAGCAAGGAUGAUAAAACGGCCAGAACCUUCAAGUGGUUUUGCUCCAGGGGCUUCAUAUCCCGAUAAACACAAGGAUACCAAAAAACAGGAACAAAAAAUUGCCUCCAGAGAUGUUGCAGAUAAGCCUUCAAAUAUGGAUGAGAGGGUGCGCCCAGGCUUUGCUUUUGAUUCGCCACAUCAUUACACACCAAUUGAGGGCACUCCGUAUUGUUUCUCACGUAAUGAUUCCUUAAGCUCCUUAGACUUUGAAGAUGACGAUCUUGAUUUCUCAAAAGAAAAAGCUGAACUCCGAAAAGAAAAAGAGCAGAGGAAAUCUUCAACAAAUAGUGCUAGUCAGCAGCCCAUCAGCCACGUGCCUGCAAAUAAUACGCGCAUGUUUCAGAUGGCUCCUCAGAAACCUCUGCAAAAGCAAGCAACUUUUCCACAAACAUCCAAAGAAAGCACAGGGCCAGUCCCUGAUGAGAAGCAGAACUUUUCUAUUGAAGAUACACCAGUGUGUUUUUCUCGAAAUUCAUCUCUUAGUUCACUGAGUGAUAUUGACCAAGAAAAUAACAACAAAGACACCCAUCAGAAAGGAAAUGCAAGUCAAGCAGAAGAAUCUAGGCCUCAAGCCUCUGGGUAUGCACCAAAAGCUUUUCAUGUUGAAGAUACCCCUGUUUGUUUUUCAAGAAACAGUUCACUUAGUUCUCUUAGUAUUGAUUCUGAAGAUGAUCUUUUGCAAGAAUGUAUCAGCUCUGCCAUGCCAAAAAAGAAGAAACAACCACUUAGAAACAAACGAGAUGACCAUGGAAUGAGCGAUGGUAAAGGUAUGGGUGGCAUUUUAGCCGAAGAGCCUGAUCUAAUACUUGAUCUCACAGAUGCACACAGUCCUAUUUCAGAGCAGGCUCUUUCUCCAGAUUCUGAAUCUUUUGAUUGGAAGGCUAUUCAAGAGGGUGCCAAUUCAAUAGUGAGUAGCUUGCAUCAGGCAGCUGCUAGUCUUUCUAGACAAGCCUCUUCUGAUUCAGAUUCAAUCCUCUCCCUGAAGUCUGGUAUUUCAAUUGGAUCACCAUUUCAUCUAACUCCAGAUCAAGAAGAAAAAGCCCCUGCUUCCAACAAAGGCCCCAGAAUAUUGAAACCAGGGGAAAAGAGCACUUUAGAGUCAAAAAAGAAAGAGGAAGAAGCUAAAAGCCUUAAAGGGGGUAAGAAAGUUUAUAAAAGUCUAAUAACUGGGAAGCCACGUACAAACCUUGAGAAUGUGUCUUCUCAGCAGAGGCAAACCUCAGCUCCAGCAAUCUCCCGUGGAAGAACAAUGAUUCACAUUCCUGGGGUAAGAAGUAGUUCCCCUAGCACAAGUCCAGUUCAAAAGAAGACACCACCAAGAGGAGCUGCCUCAAAAAUAUCUUCGCAAGGGCAGAACUCUAGCAAUUCACCACGUAGCAUGAAGGCACCUGUUAAAUCAGAUCCUAGUCCUUCCAGCAGGCAACCAAGUUCACAAGGUGGGUCAAGCAAGGCCUCCUCUAGGUCAGGCUCACGAGAUUCCACACCUUCUAGACCUACUCAGCAGCCUUUAACCAGACCUAUGCAGUCUCCAGGUCGUACCUCUAUUUCACCUGGAAGAAGCGGCAUUAGUCCAUCCAACAAGUUAUCUCAGAUACCCCGCACAUCAUCACCAAGCACACCCUCAAGUAAGUCAUCAGGAUCUGGAAGAAUGGCGUAUACCUCCCCAGGGAGACACUUGGGUCAGCAGACUCCACCUAAGCAAAGUGGUUUGCCGAGAAGUACUAGCGGGAUUCCAAGGAGUGAAUCUGCUUCAAAAGGAAUGAAUCUACCGGGAGCCACUGGUUCUUCAAAAAAGGCUGAAUUGUCUAGGAUGUCUUCCACGAAGUCUAGUGGAAGUGAGUCUGAUAGAUCAGAGAAACCUGUCCUAGUUCGUCAAUCAACUUUUAUUAAAGAAGCCCCUAGUCCAACACUUAAGAGAAAAUUGGAGGAGUCUGCCUCAUUAGAAUCUUUGUCUCCUUCCUCUAGGCCUGCAUCUCCCAGCCGAUCCCAAUCACAAACACCAGUGUCAAGUCCGUCUUUACCAGAUAUGUCAUUAACUUUGCCCUGCCAAGGUAGCUGUUGGAGGAAGUCCCCACACGGUCAGAACUCUUCCGAAAAUGGUGAUGGGAGAUCCCUUAGAAGACAUGAAAUUGCACGUUCACAUUCUGAGAGCCCUUCCAGACUCCCAGUUAACAGGUCGGGAACAUGGAAGCGUGAACACAGCAAACAUUCUUCCUCUUUGCCAAGAGUAAGCACCUGGAAGAGGACAGGGAGCUCCUCCUCCAUCCUUUCAGCUUCUUCUGAGUCAAGUGAAAAAGCAAGAAGUGAAGAUGAGAGGCAAACUUUGAGUCCCACGCAAAGGACCGCACAAAGUAAGGAUGGACAUCCUCCUUUAAAAGGCACAUGGAGGAAAAUGAAAGAGAAUGAAAUUUCACAUUUAAUGACUAAUGAACUGCAGGAUUCGUCCAGUGAUGUGGAUUCAAAAUCAGUGCUCCACCAAAUGGUUCCUGCGGUGUCCAAGACUGAGGAUGUGUGGGUAAGAAUAGAGGACUGUCCUAUAAACAACCCCCGGUCUGGAAAAUCUCCAACAGGCAAAACACCCCCAGUCAUUGAUAGUGUGUCUGACAAAGUACCCAUUUCAGAUCCAGAUCCAAAUGAAAAGCAGCAAAAACAACCUACAGUGAAUGAGAAUGCAGCUGUUCGAACACUUGUUUCUGAGAACAAUUUGAAUUUGCUCAGGAGUGAAGCUACUGAAAAGAAAGGAGCUGAUGUUAAGCCAACUUCCAGCAAUUUGAGUGCAACAGAGACUCAUGAAAUUCCAGUUGCUGAACGCACACCUUUCAGUUCCUCAAAUUCCAGUAAGCACAGCUCUCCUAGUGGUGCUGUUGCUGCAAGAGUGACCCCAUUCAAUUACAACCCAAGCCCCAGAAAAAGCAGUGCUGAUGGCACCACUGCCCGUCCAUCUCAAAUCCCAACACCAGUGACCAGCAGCACAAAGAAGAGAGACUCCAAAGGUGAAAAUGCUGAACCUAGCGGAUCAUACAUUGUGACUUCUGUUUAAAGCAGCAUUUGGAUCAAUAUGCCUUUCUGGAUUGUCUCAUAUCCAGAUGAUUUUCAAGAUCACAAAUUGCAAUUUUGUUUUAAAGAAUAAUUAAGGAUAUGAUCACUAAUGUACACUUUGUUACAACUGCUUUGUUGACUGUUGAUGAGAACACAAACAUGUAAAUAGCAUAGUUUUUUUUUUUUUUUUUUUUCCUUUUUGAGGGUUGCUGUUGUUGAAGCCUUAUUUAAGGCACAGUAUCUUUGCUGGUAGGCUGUGGCUGGCACACUUGAUUAUCAGAAGGAGACCUGUUUGAAGGCUAUUGUAAGCGUAUUUGUACUGUACAGACUUUUGAUUUUGUAUGUAUUUAAUUUAAAUCCCUCUUGUGAUCAUGUGUCUUGGAUGACUUGAUAAAGAUAAUCACUUAAAUUACAAAUGUGGGAUACUAUAACACUUGUACCUAAGUACUAAUGAAUUUGAUUUUUAAAGCGGUAAAUCAAUAUUAGACCAUACAAAUAAAACAAUUU
This is a messenger RNA of Megalops cyprinoides (Indo-Pacific tarpon), 9142 nucleotides long. RefSeq names its product APC regulator of WNT signaling pathway (gene apc). The record is from RefSeq and is a predicted model, not a curated record. Gene Ontology annotation, cellular component: beta-catenin destruction complex; cytoplasmic microtubule; catenin complex. Gene Ontology annotation, biological process: negative regulation of microtubule depolymerization; Wnt signaling pathway; cell migration. Gene Ontology annotation, molecular function: microtubule binding; gamma-catenin binding; beta-catenin binding. The transcript has 16 exons. NCBI's taxonomy places the organism in Eukaryota, Metazoa, Chordata, Actinopteri, Elopiformes, Megalopidae. The coding region runs from base 231 to 8636 and encodes 2801 amino acids.